Messenger RNA from Rotaria sp. Silwood1, 1248 nucleotides. The record is from the annotation of a GenBank genome assembly. NCBI's taxonomy places the organism in Eukaryota, Metazoa, Rotifera, Eurotatoria, Philodinida, Philodinidae.
AUGAAUAUGGCUACAUCAUUGUCUUCUUCAAUUAGUCAACUUAAAAUUCUUUUAGUUGGUGACAGUGCAACAGGUAAACAUUGUUAUGUAGAAAGACUUUCACAUUAUAUAUUCCCUAAUGAUACUCGUAAAAAUGAGGAAUGUGAUAUAAUUUCAACUAAAAUAAAAAUUGAUGAACAUACUGAAAUUCCAAUACAAAUUUUCAAUAUUUCUGGUUCACAAUGUGGUAAAACAAAAAUAAAUACAUAUUUUAAAAAUAUAGAUGGAUAUAUUAUCAUGUUUGAUGUAACUCGUUCAGAAACAUAUGAUAAUAUAAUACUUUGGAAAAAAAUUAUUAAUAAAAUAAAUCAAACAGUUAAUUUACCAUGUUUAUUAUUGGCAAAUAAAUCUGAUUUAGAAGAAGAUCAAGACUUAAAUAGUAUUAUGGAUACUAUGAAUAAUUAUUGCGAAGCAAUUGGUUUUUGUGGUUAUUACAAAAUAUCAAAUAGAGAUAAUAUUAAUAUUGAAGAAUCGAUUCAAACUUUAAUUAAUGAAAUCAUUAAACGUAAAAAUUCACCGACAACAGCUUCUCCUUCAGAGUCUAUAUCUCAAAAUAGAACAAUAUCUGUUGAAGAACGAAAACAAGAAUAUACGAUGAAAAUUUUAGUUAUUGGUGAAUUAGGUACUGGUAAAACAGCACUUAUACAACGUUAUGUCAAUAAUACUUUUUUAGGAGUUUAUCGUAGUACGAUAGGUAGUGAUUUGGCUGUUAAAAAAAUUCAAUAUAAUGAUCAUAUUACUGUUAAUCUUCAUAUAUGGGAUAUUUCUGGUGAAGAACGAUUCGGAGCUAUGACACAUCUUUUUUAUAAAGAUGCAGCUGGAUGUUUACUUGUAUUUGAUGUAUCAAAACCAUCGACUUUAAUAAAUGGUGCAGUGAAAUGGAAAAUUGAUUUCGAUAGUAAGGUUAAUAUUGAUGACAAUAAUCAAGUACCAUGUUUACUAAUUGGAAAUAAAUGUGAUCUAGUAAAAGAAGGUGUUGUAGCAAGUGAAGCACAUAUGACAGAGUUUUGUCGCAAACAUAAAUUUAAUCGUUGGUAUGAAACAUCUGCAAAAGAAAAUAUUAAUAUUGGAGAAUCGAUUUUCUUUCUUAUCAAAGAAAUAUUGAAAAAUAUUAAUAGUAUGAAAGUUGUAAGACGAAGACAUUCUGACGUCAUUGAAAUUAAAGAAGAAAUUUCAUCAAACACUAAUAUUCGUACAUGUUGUCAUUAG